AUGACCUCUACAGCCGGCUUGUUACGGUUCCUCAGUGUACCGGAGAACAAAGCAUACGCAAAGGAAGUAAUUAGAAGAGUAACGGACGACUACGACAACACCCAGGACCUGGCUUCAUACGGAAAGAGAAACAUACACGUCGAGAAAAAGAAAGACGGUCACUCGGCCAUUCUGGUGGAAACCAACGUAGACGAGAACGACCAGCAAGAAACCAUAGAACCGUCGUUUGUUCUGGCAGGCAUACUGGUACAGAGCAACCUGCCGCCUAUAAGAACACAGAACCAGAUACCCGAAGUCGCCAUGUCCGCCAUGCAAGAGAUAUCCAUUAUCGCCGCUGACGACGAGACUUUAUGCAAUGUUAUAACGGCUAUAGAAGAUAUACACGCUCUGUUCGGUCUAGAGUUCCCGAGCGGGGCCUUGAAGCAUACUAAGCGCGAAUCGUUUGAAGGUCAACAAGGACUUACGUUCGGCACGCGCUACUUCACUCCGUCCCACGUCUGCAAAGGAGAGACCUCUGAGAACCUUCCCAAGGCGAUCGACCCGUUUGGUCUACUAACCAAGGCGGUAGGGGGGAGAGGAAAGCACCUCCAAGACAAUAUGGUCAGAUAUCACCAGCACAAGAUAAACGCGGCCAAAUCAAAGUGGGCGAGAACCGAGCCGAGCAGAUUCAGAGUCGGCCAGAUUGUUCAACUCGAGGUAUCGUUCCGUGUCGUGCCGACCAACGACAAGAUGAUGUAUCGUAUGGUGCCGUUGUUGCGGAGUAUCGCACUUCUGGACAACGAACUCUACAUGGACUGGCUGAGCAGAUUAAAGUCGACAAAGAGCAUCACUACCCCCCGUACCCAGCUCAAGAGGAGCACUGCGUACGACACCGACGACGCGACUCCGUUCACCGCACCUCCAAGUAAGAGGAUGAGGCAGGUGCCUACGGAGGAUAAUCAGUAUGACGACACCAAUCCGGAAGAGUUCGACGGGAACAACGCGGAGGCCGGAGCGCAGGAUGAUGACGAACCGAAAGAGUUGGACGGGAACAACGUGGAGGCCGGAGCGCGGGACGAUGACGAUCCGAUGAUCCACGGGUAG
Stereum hirsutum FP-91666 SS1 is the source of this 1083-nucleotide messenger RNA. RefSeq lists its product as uncharacterized. The record is from RefSeq and is a predicted model, not a curated record. The transcript is spliced from 6 exons. Bases 1 to 1083 code for a protein of 360 amino acids. NCBI's taxonomy places the organism in Eukaryota, Fungi, Basidiomycota, Agaricomycetes, Russulales, Stereaceae.